Messenger RNA from Tauraco erythrolophus (red-crested turaco), 1907 nucleotides. The record is from RefSeq and is a predicted model, not a curated record. NCBI's taxonomy places the organism in Eukaryota, Metazoa, Chordata, Aves, Musophagiformes, Musophagidae.
ACAUGAACUUCUGGAAGAAGCUCGGAGAAAGGGUUUGCCUUUUGCACAGUGGGAUGGGCCAACAGUGGUUGCCUGGCUGGAGCUCUGGCUAGGCAUGCCAGCCUGGUAUGUUGCUGCCUGCCGUGCUAACGUGAAGAGCGGAGCUAUUAUGUCUGCUUUGUCUGAUACUGAGAUUCAAAGAGAAAUUGGAAUCAGCAAUCCUCUUCAUCGCUUAAAGCUCCGAUUAGCAAUCCAGGAGAUGGUGUCACUGACAAGUCCAUCAGCACCUCCAACGUCCAGAACACCCUCAGGCAAUGUUUGGGUGACCCAUGAAGAAAUGGAAAAUCUUGCUGCUCCAGCUAAAACGAAAGAAUCUGAAGAAGGCAGCUGGGCUCAGACCCUGGCUUAUGGUGAUAUGAACCACGAAUGGAUAGGUAACGAAUGGCUGCCCAGUCUGGGUUUACCUCAGUACCGAAGUUAUUUUAUGGAAUGCCUGGUAGAUGCAAGGAUGUUAGAUCACCUGACAAAGAAAGAUCUGCGCGUGCACUUAAAAAUGGUGGAUAGCUUUCAUCGAACAAGCUUGCAAUAUGGAAUCAUGUGUUUAAAGAGGUUGAAUUAUGAUAGAAAAGAACUGGAAAAGCGAAGAGAAAUGAGUCAGCAUGAAAUAAAAGAUGUGCUGGUAUGGAGCAAUGAUCGAGUCAUACGCUGGAUACAAGCCAUUGGCCUGCGAGAAUACGCAAAUAAUAUUCUAGAAAGUGGUGUACACGGUUCACUUAUAGCACUGGAUGAAAACUUUGAUUACAGCAGUUUAGCUUUAUUAUUACAGAUUCCAACACAAAACACCCAGGCACGGCAGAUCCUUGAGAGAGAAUACAACAACCUUUUAGCACUAGGAACUGAAAGACGACUUGAGGAAAGCGACGACAAGAACUUCAGACGUGGCCCCUCCUGGAGAAGACAGUUUCCUCCACGUGAAGUUCACGGGAUCAGCAUGAUGCCGGGCUCCUCGGAAACGCUGCCGGCUGGGUUCAGAUUAACCACCACAUCAGGGCAGUCGCGGAAGAUGGCGACUGAUGUUGCUUCAUCACGACUGCAGAGGUUAGACAGCUCAACAGUUCGCACAUACUCAUGCUGACAAGGCCUAACAAAGAAGCCAGCACUGAAUUGUUAUGUCAUCUCUUUCUUCUACUUUACCUGAAGUGCACUACCACUACUUAGGAAAAAGAGCAUUUAAACUCUCUGCAAGAACAGGGUAAUAGGGAAGAGAACAAGUAAGAUUUAUUAGACAAACAGAUAUGUUGUUCCUUUCAUGUAUUGGUUAGUUUAAAACAAGAAUUAAAAAAUACCUAAAUUACUAUUAAAAAACAGAAAAACAAAACCUCCCCCUUUCCUCUCAGCAUCUCUGUCAUCAGAAAUUUGGCAGUAGUGCACAUCCAAAGCUUUUCUCAAAUGAUGUCACUCAUUUUUACAUUGUUCCAUCUGUUUUACUGUAAAAUACUAGACAUUUACGUAUUUACUGUGUAUGUAUUUCUUUUAAAAUGUGUAAGUCUUAUGUAAAUGGAUAUAAAUAUGAUUUUUUAAAAAUAAAAUCUAUGGUACAUGGGUCUCAGUGCAAACAUUUGACAAUACAGUGUCAAUAAUACUGUUUGUAUCUUUCCAUUCCACCAUUUUUACAGUUUUUGGAUUGUAACAGUCAAAUGAAUAUGUUUAGCAGAGUUAGAAGCUUCAACAUGUUCCUACUGAGAAAAUCUGUCAAUAUUUAAAGCUGAACACCUGCCUCUGAUGAUGUAUAAUAGAAUGACAUAACCUGGAACUGGAGCCAAAAUGGACCUCUAAAGACAAAAUGAAAAUGUCAAAUAUCUGUAGAGAAGCUCCAUGAUGGCUCACUUCUUAAAAACAAACAAAUAAACCCAGAAGAACUGUUUACA